Paramecium octaurelia is the source of this 1352-nucleotide messenger RNA. The record is from the annotation of a GenBank genome assembly. NCBI's taxonomy places the organism in Eukaryota, Ciliophora, Oligohymenophorea, Peniculida, Parameciidae.
AUGACACCAAACCAAUUAAAAAUGAUGCUGUGCGUAUUAUUAGUUGCUUUCCUUUCAUGUGGGCUUUACUUCUAUAUAUUCUGGAAGAAAUUAGAUCAUGUAAGGAUUAAUUCCCUUAAUUUCAGAAACCUUAUUAUGAAUAGCUGGCUUUUGCAUAUGGGUUGCUUUUAGGAUUCACAGAAUUAUUGGUGGCCAUAAUUUUAUACAUUCUCAUUAAAACUAGGGCGCAAAUCACAUCCCUGGGUGAGAUCGGCCGUUAUAUUAGACAGAACUGCUACAAGGAGUAUUAUGCAUUGAUCAUAAUAAAUUUGGUAUAGAACUUGAUAAUUAGGUAUUUCUGAUAACCUUCAACAUAAUAACCAUUUUGGAUCAAGAAUCAGUGAGCUUUAUGGAUAUUUAAUCACUCCACUUCAUAGCAGCAUAUUAUGUUCAAUCGGUUCUUUUCGCGUUAUUCUCGAAUGACCUGUUAAAGAGAAGAGCCUUGAUUCCGAAUGAGUACAUGUUCGAAAGAGAAGGGAUAUUUCGAUGUGCCUACGAGGUUCUCUAUUACGUGGUGUGUCUAUUCAUAGUAUUAAGUAAAUUUAUAAAUAUGAAAAGGCUACUUUUUGGUCACCCACUUUGAGAAAAUGCCAGAACCUAGUCAGACAUUAUGCCAACUGAUUAUUUUCACAUUGCUCUACCAAUUCUACUCAAUAACCAAAUUGGGUAUCUUGAUAAAAAUAUUUCUGAUAAUAACCACAACCAGACUGCUCUACUCUGCAGUGAAUUCCAUAUAGGACUUGAAGGAGACUACGCAAAAAGGUUGUCAGAUCACUUUGGUGGUGAUCACAGUCCUAUUUUUAAUUAGAAUGGUUCAGCAGAGUAUAUUGGGAAUUUUAAGAGCAAGAGAACAGUAUUUGAAUUAGACCCAACAUCAAACACCUGACAUAUUGAGUGCAUUGAAUUUAAUGCCUCCCAGAGACCCAUACAUAGGAGGAUCUACACAGAUAAUAAGUGAGGAGUAGAUACGAAUGAUGCCUCAAUAGAAGUUCAAGAUGGAGAAUGAAUUUGUCUGCUCAAUAUGCGAUAUGAAUCUACUAAAGAAUGAAAUGGUGAUGAAGUUAAGUUGUUCCCACAUCUUCCAUUCAGAAUGUCUGAAACCAUGGAUCAGGAUAAAGAACUCUUGUCCGAAUUGCAGAUAGCAGGUGUUGAGAUAGGGCAAUCAAGAAAAUCACAACCAAUAACCAGUCUAAGAACACCCCUAGGAUUAGCAAUACUAAGUUUAACAUGUUUAAGUAGAAGUCCCGCCAUCUAAUGAAAACAAUUAAGCAGUGUAAGAAUUUCAACAGAGGUAGUUGGAAAUACAAGAAUGA